UCUCCAGGCAGACAAAUUUGCUAAACGAAAAAGUUUAUUACUUUACGACUUGCGCCGCGGUUUUAGAGUGUAAUUGGAACCAAGGGACUCGGUGGAGCUGAACGUGGUGGGGAACACAUGGCUACUGAAAAGCCCAGGAGCGCCUCAGUGCUCGGCGGGUGGACUACGUGACAUGACCUCAAGGGUUUCGCACCACCAACACUCCUCCGCAAAAAUUGAGGAUGGGGUGCUGGGAAAAAGUGAGCUUUGGCGGCGUUCGUAUGGGGAGCCUGUUAGCCAUGACUUCCAAGAGCAAAAUGACGAUUUUUCAGGUCAGCAAACAAGUUCAGAAGGUACUGGGGUUCAUGAACGGGCUUCAACGGACGACUCUGCCCUUCCAGGUACGCCUAGCAGUCUUGACACUCCAACUAGGGAUUUAUUCUCGCGGCCAAAAUCAGCAAACAGGGUUAGUUGGAGGACGGCCCAAUGGCAACGUCCACACAACUCAUCCGGCACACAGCUUUGGAAACCGCAGGUAAAAGACGAGGAUUCGCAGAGUCUAUUGUUCCGAGACGGCAUUCGACCCAUCGACUAUGUGUUGGCAUACGAAGAGGGCGACACCCUUGACAUUGCUGAAGAGAGAAGGCGUGAGAAAAGGGAAACAUUUGAGAAGAACCUCAUGGCUGAAGGAUUGCAGCUCGAGUUGGAGAGGAAAGAGGACUCGUUUGACAGGAGGACUUAUUUUGUCAAGAUCCACGUUCCUUGGAGGGUGAUGCGGAGGUACGCCAGUAUAAUGAACCUCAAGAUGCCCAUUAAGAGGUUCAUCACUGUGUCCUCUAGCACUUGGAUGAAUAACGGGUGCCAAGAAGAAGAAAUUCCGAAAGAAAGUGAGAGUGAAAUCGCGCCGAGACAAAGCGCGAUGAGGAGAUUCAGUGCUAUGUUAGGACUUGAACUGGAGAGGCAGGAGCCUUCUUUCUACGCGUCCGCUCUUGCGAAACCAAAAGAAGAGAAGUUCGUAGUAAAAGACCGAGAGUUGGAUUACACCUCAGCUCAAAGAAGUCAAGUGGCUUGGCAAAUAAUGAUGCGGUGCCGUUAUGAUGAUCACGACAAAGAAAAGGUUGGGAUUCGGAGGCUUUUAAAUAAUCAAACAUUUCUGGCGGCGUACCCUUUACACGAGGGCAGGUACGACAAAGAUCCCCCAGAAGGCGUGGACAGAUUGGACAGAAGGAUUUUGUACAUGAACUGGGCGAGAGCGGGGUCUUGGUACAAAAGGCAACCCUUGUGGCAAGUGCGCAAGUAUUUCGGCGACAAAAUUGGUCUGUACUUUGCGUGGCUCGGCUUUUACACGGAAAUGCUCAUUCCAGCAGCAGUCGUCGGCUUUUUGUGCUUUUUGUACGGCUGUUUAUCACUUAACUCUGCCGACAACAUUCCCAGCAAGGAAAUCUGCGACCCAAAAGGCGCCGGCAACAUUACCCUGUGUCCGCUCUGUGACAAAGCUUGCCAAUUUCAGCAACUAAAAGACUCGUGUUUUUUUGCCAAAGUCACAUAUCUCUUUGACAACCCUGCCACAGUUUUCUUCGCCAUUUUCAUGUCCUUUUGGGCGACCACUUUUCUUGAAUUAUGGAAGAGACGUCAAGCAGUGAUUGCGUGGGAAUGGGACCUGCAAUUUGUGGACGAGGACCAAGAGCCGCGACCUGAGUUUGAAACCACAGUGAAGACAUUCAGAAUUAAUCCAGUUACUGGAAGACGAGAGCCCUUUUUGACGUUUCUGGACAGAUCAAGGAGGGUGGUGGCGUCUGGAUCUGUUGUUAUUUUCAUGGUUUGCAUUGUGAUGUGCGCUGUAGUGGGCACUAUCCUGUACAGAAUCACAGCGGUGGCAGUUUUGUACCGCAAUGGAGAUUUUUUUAUGAAAAGAAAUGCCAAACUCAUAACUUCCAUGUCUGCUGCCGUGAUAAAUUUGAUCAUAAUCGUUCUUCUAACCAGAUUUUAUCACAGACUGGCGUUGUGGUUGACCAAUUUGGAAAAUCCGCGCACCCAGACUGAAUACGAGGAUAGCUUCACGUUCAAAAUAUUUGUAUUUGAAUUCAUGAACUUUUACUCUUCCUUGAUCUACAUUGCAUUUUUCAAGGGCCGGUUUUUCGUCCACCCGGGUGACCAACACGCUCGCAGCUCCGAGUUUCUAAGGUUGAAAGGAGACGUUUGUGACCCAGCAGGCUGUUUAUCUGAACUUUGCAUUCAACUUGCAAUAAUUAUGGUUGGCAAACAAGGACUUAACAAUUUCGUCGAGCUUCUUCUGCCGAAAUUGGAAAAUUGGUGGCGCAAAAGAAGCCAUAUGGCCAAAACGGAGGACAGAGAAAAGCCCUUGAAAAGAUGGGAAGAGGAUUAUCAGUUGCAGGACAGUGGAAGGCUGGCUUUGUUUCAAGAGUACUUAGAAAUGGUUCUGCAGUAUGGAUUUGUGACAAUGUUUGUUGCCGCAUUUCCUUUGGCGCCACUCUUUGCUUUGCUUAACAACGUGGCUGAACUUCGUUUGGACGCUUACAAAAUGUUGACCCAGGCGAGGAGGUCAUUGGCAGAAAGGGUUGCCGAUAUAGGAGCCUGGUACGGAAUUCUGCAGGGAGUGACGUACACCGCCGUCGUUUCAAACGCCUUUGUGAUCGCGUACACGAGCGACUUCAUUCCCCGAAUGGUCUUCAAAUUCGGAUACUCCCAAAGUGGCACGCUUGAGGGCUAUAUCCAGUCUUCUCUUUCACUGUUCAACACUACGCAUUAUUUGGAAGGCAUGGGUGCGGAAAGGGCACGAAACGCGUCCAGCCCUCCAGUUUGUUGGUACAGAGGAUACAGAAAUCCCCCCGGUAGCCCCGACCAAUAUGACCUGUCACCUCAAUAUUGGCACGUGUUUGCAGCCAGGCUUGCUUUUGUCGUGGUUUUUGAGCACAUCGUGUUUGCCCUGACAGGGAUCAUGGCGUACGCGAUCCCGGACGUUCCUGCUGAGGUGCGAACGCAGAUCCAGCGAGAGCGUCUGCUUGCCAAGGAGGCGAAAUUUGAUUCGAAACGCAGGGAUCUCAACAGGUCGGCCAGCGAAGGCACUCCGACGGCCAACGCGCAUCCACCGGUGCUUCCCAGCGACUGCACCGUGUUGCAACACCACAAGGUCAUCAUCCAGAACUCGGUCUGGGAUCUCAGCUGAAAUUGUCAAAAAUCGACUACAUUAAAUAACUUUUCCACGUUGUCUAUAAAAAUUUACAUGAUAAUCAAAUAUAUUAUGUGACCAAAAUAAAAUGUAACAACUAACAGAAUUUAAACUGAAAUUGUUAGA
Molecule: messenger RNA, 3295 nt
Organism: Neocloeon triangulifer
Lineage: Eukaryota; Metazoa; Arthropoda; Insecta; Ephemeroptera; Baetidae
Product: anoctamin-4-like
Exons: 20
Coding region: 173-3166 (997 amino acids)
Biological process (GO): chloride transmembrane transport
Cellular component (GO): plasma membrane
Molecular function (GO): protein dimerization activity; chloride channel activity
Source: RefSeq, a predicted model, not a curated record